Notechis scutatus (mainland tiger snake) is the source of this 927-nucleotide messenger RNA. RefSeq names its product olfactory receptor 14A16-like. The record is from RefSeq and is a predicted model, not a curated record. Gene Ontology annotation, molecular function: G protein-coupled receptor activity; olfactory receptor activity. Gene Ontology annotation, biological process: G protein-coupled receptor signaling pathway. Gene Ontology annotation, cellular component: membrane. NCBI's taxonomy places the organism in Eukaryota, Metazoa, Chordata, Lepidosauria, Squamata, Elapidae.
CAUAAAUAAAACAUGGAGAACCAAACCACAGUGCCUUACUUUCUGCUUCUGGAAUUCUCAAAAAAUCGGCAUCUGCAGCUUUUACAUUUCUUUUUCUUCUUUGUGUUAUAUCUGGCAACUGUAACCACCAAUCUUCUUAUCAUCACUGCAAUAGCUUUUGACCAUCGACUACACAGCCCCAUGUACUUCUUUCUCAUGAAUUUAGCUCUGCAGGACAUUGGCAUUGUUUCAGUCAUUGUCCCCAAAUCCAUGAUAAAUUCUCUCAUGGACACCAGACACAUCUCUUACUUUGGUUGUGUUACUCAAAACUGCCUCUUUCUCUCCUUUGAAGUUUCUGAUUUCUCCCUCCUGACAGUCAUGGCAUAUGAUCGGUAUGUUGCCAUUUGCCACCCACUGCACUAUGAGAUGGUGAUGAAUUGGAAAUACUGUACUGAAAUAAUAAUUCUAGUGUGGGUUACAGGUCUCCUCUAUGGAAUGUUGCAUACCAUUAGCACUUUUUCCAUCCUUUUUUGUUCUAAUGUGGUCAACCAAUUCUUCUGUGAAGUUCCACAAUUGCUAAAACUAUCCUGCUCUGGAUUAAAUCUACUUGAGGUUGGAUUUCUUGUGGCCAGUAUCAUUGUUGUACUAGGUUGUUUUAUUUUUAUCAUUGUAUCUUAUGCAGUGAUCUUCAAGACAGUAUUAAGAAUCCCUUCUGAAAAAGGAAGACAAAAGGCCUUAUCUACUUGUAUUCCCCAUCUAACAGUCGUGUCUAUGUUAUUAUUAAAUGGAUGCAUUGCCUAUCUGAGACCUUCUUCUAACACUCCAUCUUACUUUGAUUUUGUUUUAACUGUUCUGUAUGCCCUCAUUCCACCCCUGUUCAAUCCAAUCAUCUAUAGCAUGAGAAAUAAGAAUAUCAAAUAUGUCCUUUCUCAAAUGUGGAGGUUUUGA